Molecule: messenger RNA, 3657 nt
Organism: Herpailurus yagouaroundi (jaguarundi)
Lineage: Eukaryota; Metazoa; Chordata; Mammalia; Carnivora; Felidae
Gene: ALDH3B1
Product: aldehyde dehydrogenase 3 family member B1
Exons: 10
Coding region: 1853-3133 (426 amino acids)
Biological process (GO): aldehyde metabolic process
Cellular component (GO): cytoplasm
Molecular function (GO): 3-chloroallyl aldehyde dehydrogenase activity; aldehyde dehydrogenase (NAD+) activity
Source: RefSeq, a predicted model, not a curated record
CCAGGAUAAAUGGGAGGGGACAGUGCAUCCUCUAGGCCCCCAGGAAGGGAAACUAAAAGCCCAUCAAACCCCACCCCCUUCCCUGUGCCUGGAGGGCCUCUUCUGCAGGGCCAUCCACUCAUUUCUUCACCCACUCCACAACUAUUUACUGAGGACCUACUAAGUGCCAGGUACACCGUUCUAGGCUCUGGGGGUACAACAGGGUAAAAAACAAAGUCCCUGUGCCCAGGGAGCUGGCCUUCUAGAGGGAGGCACAGAACAAUAAAUAAAUAAUUGUAUAUAGCCUGUUGGAUGGAGAGACCCUCCCCGGGUGAAGGGGGCGGGAGAGGACCAGGAUCAGGGUGCUGUCUUAUAUGUGGAGGUCAGGAGGUCAGGGACAGUUCCCCCAAGAAGAUGGCAUUUGAGCAGAGACAUGGAGAAUAGUGCCUCGCGGCACCCGGGGUCAUGGAUCAGGGCACCCCCGUCCUUUGGGGACAGCAAAGUGUGGCCACAAGGACUCAUGCUGAGGGUGUGGCCUGGCGAUGCCUGUUCCCUUUCUCAGUGUCCCCAACCUGCCAUUAACCAGGAUGCUCUGGGACUGUAGCCAGGUGAGGCCCAGGCUUCCUCGUCGGCCAUUUCUGGAAUCAUCCGUCUCUCUGUGAAACCAGCGUGCCAGACCACACCCCCCUUGGUGUGCCCUUGCCUGAGGGGCCCAGCUUUGCCUUCUGUGGGAAGUGUCCCACUCCCUGGGCCUGGUCCAGGAUGGAGGGGCUCACAUCUCCCACCCCCAGUGAGCCUCAGCCACCGCCCGCCUGCUGGCCUGGCCUGGCCUGGCCGCCUCUGUGAGACCUGACCUGUCUGUCUGGUCCCUUUUCUCCCUUGGGCUCAGAUUUUACCUGUUGCCUCUCAUUCCAACUCCUCAAGGCUCCAGGAGCACAGAAAAUCAAUCCUGUCCCUGACCCUUCUGACAGACAGCAUCUGCCCUGCCUUCCCUGAACCAAGUCUCUCAUUUCACCCCAACAGUCCUUCCAGGUAGGGACAGUCACCCCCAGUCAUCCCCACAGGAGGCUCAGAGAGGGCACGUUCUUGCCUCAGGACACACAGCCCUGGCUGAAAACAGCCUCCUCUUCCAAAGUUCAGCUGGGUCCAGACGGCUCAUAAACUGGUCCAAACCUCGCUCAGGUCAAGGGCCACCUUGCUGGGCAGGAACGUGAGCUUUGGACACAGGCUUAGCGGAAGGCAUGCCUGAACCAGGCUCAGCUCCUAGAAGCGCUGGUGUAUGUGGUUCUUUUCCCCAAGGUCCCGGCUCCUUCUUCCUCAAGGCUCAGCUCUGGCCCUGGCCUUGCCCCUGGCUCGUUGAGUGACCCUGGACAGGCUUCAGUUCACUCUCUGGACUGUCCUGGCACGCCUCAGGCUCGUCCCUCUCGAUUCUAGCGGGGGAGAGUUUGCACUAUAACAGCCGAGUCGCGGGCAUCAGGACAGCCUGACUCUGUAUCCCAGGCCAUGGGCCUCCAGCUCCUGUAGCCCUCGGCCGGGUCUCUUCUCCCCGGCAGGAGUGGAACAGACAUACCCACAGGCAGAAAUCAGGAUAAUAAUCCCCCUAUUGAUUUUUGCCUCUCUCUCACUCCUGCCCUGUCCCCCGGGCUGUGGGAACUAUCCACAAUUACCCAGGGACAUCUGUCCCCGGUGUUCCCCUGCAGACUGAUAGCCACACAGCAGGCCACAGCGCGGCCACACCGACAGUUGAAUUAGAUCUUGUCCCUGCUCUGCUCGACAGUCCUCGCCCCCGUUGCCUGGGCCCAUCACCUCACCCACUCUGCUCUUUGUUUAGCAGGAACAUAGCCAGCCUGCACCCGCCUCAGGGCCUUUGCACAUGCUGUGCCCUUUGCCUGGAAGAUUCUGCCUCCAGUCAGCCUUCGAGUCGGAAGUGUCUGAGAUCAGCAUCAGCCAGAGUGAGAUCAACUUGGCCCUCAGGAAUCUGAGGGCCUGGAUGAAGGAUGAGAAAGUGCCCAAGAAUCUGGCCACGCAACUGGACUCGGCCUUCAUCCGGAAGGAGCCCUUCGGCCUGGUGCUUGUCAUCGCCCCCUGGAACUACCCUGUGAACCUGACCCUCGUGCCCCUGGUGGGCGCCCUUGCCGCAGGGAAUUGCGUGGUGCUGAAGCCAUCGGAGCUCAGCAGGAGCACCGAGAAGGUCCUGGCUGAGGUGCUGCCCCGAUACCUGGACCAGAGCUGCUUCGCCGUGGUGCUGGGCGGGCCCCAGGAGACGGGGCAGUUGCUGGAGCACAAGUUCGACUACAUCUUCUUCACGGGGAGCCCUCGGGUGGGCAGGAUCGUCAUGUCUGCGGCCGCCAAGCACCUGACGCCCGUCACGCUGGAGCUGGGGGGCAAGAACCCCUGCUACGUGGACGACGACUGUGACCCCCAGACCGUGGCCAACCGCCUGGCCUGGUUCCGCUACUUCAACACCGGCCAGACCUGCGUGGCCCCCGACUACGUCCUGUGCAGCCCUGACACGCAGGAGCGGCUGCUGCCCGCCCUGCAGAACGCCAUCACCCGCUUCUACGGCGAGGACCCCCGGAGCUCCCCGAACCUGGGCCGCAUCAUCAGCGACAAGCACUUCCAGCGGCUCCGAGGCCUGCUGGGCUGUGGCCGCGUGGCCAUUGGCGGCCAGAGCGACGAGAGCGAGCGCUACAUCGCCCCCACGGUGCUGGUGGACGUGGAGGAGACGGAACCCGUGAUGCAGGAGGAGAUCUUCGGACCCAUCCUGCCCAUCGUGAACGUGAGGAGCCUGGACGAGGCCAUCGACUUCAUCAACCGUCGGGAGAAGCCCCUGGCCCUGUACGCCUUCUCCAACAACAAACAGGUGGUCAAGCGAGUGCUGGCCCAGACCAGCAGUGGGAGCUUCUGCGGGAAUGAUGGCUUCAUGCACUUGACCCUCGACAGCCUGCCUUUUGGAGGAGUCGGUGCCAGUGGGAUGGGCAGCUACCAUGGCAAGUUCUCCUUUGACACCUUCUCCCACCACCGCGCCUGCCUGCUGCGCUGCCCCGGGAUGGAGAAGAUCUACUCCAUCCGCUACCCGCCCUACUCACCUCGCAAGCUGAGGGUGCUGCUGAUGGCCAUGGAGGCCCGUGGCUGCAGCUGUACCUUGCUCUGAGCCCGCCUCAGGCACCAGGGUGUCCCUCCAACUCUCAUCUGAGUCCACUGCCCCUGCCACCUGCAGCUCCUGGAGAUGUGGCCUGGGCUUCACACACAAGGAGGAAAAGACCACAGCCCGGACCGGCCUUGCCCUCCUCCCUCCCAGGGCCUUCUCCUCCAGCCCUCAGCCUCCUCCCUUGGCUGCCCCCCGGCUAGGACGGGCCACGGUGAGGGAGCAUGGGAAACAAGGCAGUAACCUGCCCUCUCCCACCUCCGAUGUAGCCACCUGUGUCCUGGGAGAGGCAGGCAGACAGGGAUGCCUCUGAGUCACCCCCUUCCUGUGAAGGGUGCAGAAGGGGCCCUGGAGUCUGGUCCAGGCCACACCGCAGACCUGCAGUGGCCCAGGCCCUGGGCAAAAAAAUCUUUGCCCUCCCUCCCUGAGUUUGUUUUUCUAUCUGCACAGUGGAGGUGAUGUCUUGGCACCUUUGGAGAUCGUCAUGAGGAUUCGAUUUUGCAGUUUAAUAAAUGAAUUGUUGACCCCAA